CUCACCGUAGCUGCUGCAGCUGCUGGUGGUGGUGGUGGUUGUGGUGGUGGUUGUUGUGGUGGUGGUGCUGGUGGUUGUUAUUGUGGUGGUGGUGGUUGUUGUGGUGGUGGUGCUGGUGGUUGUUGUGGUGGUGGUGCUGGUGGUUGUUGUGGUGGUGCUGCUGGUGGUGGUGCUGGUGGUGGUGGUUCUGGUGGUGCUGGUGGUUGUUGUGGUGCUGGUGGUGGUGGUUGUUGUGGUGCUGGUGGUUGUUGUGGUGGUUGUUGUGGUGGUGCUGCUGGUGGUGCUGCAGCUGCUGGUGGUGGUGGUGCUGGUGGUUGUUGUGGUGCUGGUGGUGGUGCUGCUGGUGGUGGUGGUGCUGCUGGUGGUGGUGGUGCUGCUGGUGGUGGUGGUGGUGCUGGUGGUUGUUGUGGUGCUGGUGGUGGUGCUGCUGGUGGUGGUGGUGCUGCAGCAGCUGCUGGUUGUGGUGGAGGUGCUGGUGGUGGUGGUGGUGCUGGUGGUUGUUGUGGUGGUGGUGGUGCUGGUGGUGGUGCUGCUGGUGGUGGUGGUGCUGCAGCAGCUGCUGGUUGUGGUGGAGGUGCUGGUGGUGGUGGUUGUGGUUGGAGUCGUCCGAGUCGUUAAUGGAGUAAAGUUGGCCAGAUCAAGUUUGACGCUCGAUGCCUAAACAAUCGAUGGUUCCAAGUACCUCGCUCCUGGCUCCGAGGGGACCCUGAGGGACCCCGGGAACCCCGUUGACGGGCGGUGGAGGUGGUGGAGCCGAGAGGACGAUGCACAGCUCGCUGGAGUUUGAGACGGAGCCGGUGCGCAAGUCGCCCAUGAUUCACGGCAAGGAGCAGACACGAGCCUCCAUGAUGCAGAUGGCUUCCAUGGGCAGCCACUCUCCCAGCAGCCCGCUGUCCCCGCUGGCCGAGGUGGCAGGUGCCGCCCCCCCCCUGCUCGCCGUGCUGGAGCCAGGGGGGGACGCCGACCUCCCAGGGGGCCUCUCCCUCUUCCCCAGCCUUGACAGUGUGGCCGGCAUGGCUGCCUCACACGAGCACGCCGACGGGGACCCUCCAAAUGAUCCGCCCGAGAAGACCAACAUGACGUGGCUGGAUGCGGCACAGCUGGUGCUGGAAGAGGCCGGGAAGCCUCUGCACAUCAAGGAAAUCAAGCAGCGCGUGCUGGAGGCCGGCCUUGUGCAGUCCAGCUCAAAGUCAAGCCUGGAGGCAGUGAUGUAUCGAGAGACACAGAAGGGAAGUCGAAGGUUCAAGCGGAUCGAGAACAGGAACGGGGUCUUUGCGCUACUGAAGGCCGUUGCCUGCGUCGUACCGUACCCCGGCGUGAAUGUGCAACCGCCCCAGACGCAAGCCGAGCGGCAGCAGCAGCUCCUGCACUGCUACUCCGCCACCGCCGCCACGAGCGCCGGCAGGGCCUUCGCCCUUCCCUCGCACCGCGCCUCGUCCCCCUCCGCGGCGCCGGCCCGCCUGACCCAAGCCUCGCCGGCACCCAACCCCCGCGGGGCGCCGUCCCCAUCGGCCUCCGCGUCGGCGUGCGUGACCGGCGGCGCCGGCGCCGUGGCGGUCUCGUCGUCCUCUCCUCGCGUGGCGCUGUCUCCCGGCCGAGGCCUGGGCGGACCGCCCCCCCUGGGCGGCGCGCGGGCUCCGCCGGGGGGGGGCGGAGGGGGCGCGGGGCUGGGGGCCGGCGCGGCGGCGUCUCGGCGCAGCAAGGCGCGCCGGCUGGCGCGACGGAACGCCGUGAGCGAGCGCUACCGCAUCAAGUACCAGCGCCUACGCCGCCUCGUGCGCACCACUAUCUUCGAGAACGCGGCGCUGUGUGACGAACUGGCGCGGGUGGAGGGAUGCCUCGCUGGAGCCAAGGAGCAGAGAAGGGUGCUGCUGAAGCGCUUCCUGCAGUACCAGGCUCUGUAUGAGGGCACCGACCCCGCAGCCUCGGCCUCCCCCACUGGGGUCACAGUGGGGGGCCUCGGGGCAGCCCCCCCAUCCGCUCACUCGCCCCCCACGACCGCCGGGCUUCCCCCAAGCGUCGCUACGACGGCAGCCGUCGCCCCGGCGCUGGAUGACCCCCCCGCGAAGAAACCCAAGCGGGUGAAGAAGGAGCGGACGAAGGAGAGGGGCAGGGAGGAUGACGAGAAGGGCUCGAAGGGGAAGGCCUCGAAGCGGAGGAAGGGCGGCGAGGGCCCCACGCGCCGCCUCGUGCAGCCGAUCCCGCUCGACCAAAUGGGCCGGCCAAUCUUCCCCAUCGCGCUCGGAGACCUGACCAUCUACAGCCUCGGAGAGAUCGUCACAGACCGGCCGGGCUUCCACGACGAGAGCCACAUCUACCCCGUGGGCUUCUGCAGCACGCGGACGGCGGGCAGCCUGCGCCACUGUGAGCUCACCUGCCUCUACACCUGCCAGAUCAAGGACGGGGGCUUCGGGCCCCAGUUCGAGAUAGUGCCGGAGGACGACCCCCAAAACCCGAUCGUGGCGUCGUCGGCGUCGGCGUGCUACGCCAACCUGAUGAGAGCCACACUCGCCGCACGAGGGAAGUCCGUUCCUGCCGUGAGCUCCUCCGGGCCGGAGUUCUUUGGCUUCUCUCACCCGUCCGUGCAGCACCUCAUCCAGAGCUGCCCCGGCGCACGCAAGUGCAGCAGCUAUAAGUGGGUGCGGUUCGAGGUGUGUCGGGCGAGCCCGGGGGCUCGGAGCUCUGGAAGCAGCCGCCCGGCGGGGGGCAUGCGGACCUUGGGGGUCCCCCCCCCACAGGAGAGGGAGGAGGGGGAGAUCACCACUCCUGUGGGCGCAAGCAUGCGGCUUCACGUGAGCGCAGAGGACUCCAUCAGCAGCCUGCGCUCGCUGCUGGCCACGGCGGGACACAGCACGGCCCUGCUGUGUAUGACUCCCUCGAGCCAGCCCCCCCCCUCCCCCCAGCGCCACCCUCCCUCCUCCUCCCCUCGGGUCUUCGCUCCGGCCAAGCCCAGCGAGUGAGCGGUCACCACGACGAUGGUGAGUGGGUGACAUCAACGCCCGCCUCGUCUGGACCCCCCUCCUCCUCACCUUGAGACUGGGGACGCAUUUGCGUCAGAGGACUCGCUCACCCGGGGGACGCACCCACUCGCUGUCUCACCUGGGGGAGACGCACCCACUCGCUGUCUCACCUGGGGGAGACGCACCCACUCGCCUGUCUCACCUGGGGGAGACGCACCCACUCGCCUGUCGUACCUGGGGGAGGUGCACCCACUCGCCCGUCUCAUUCGGAGGUGCACCUGGAGACGCCUCGCCCGGACACACGUCACCUGGAGGAGACUCGCCCACCCGCCUGUCUCGUGUUGUCCAAGCCUCUUCAUCCGUCUCACCUGGGAGACCCACCGGGAAGACCCACUCACCAGCUCCCUCUCCGCCUGCUACCUGGAGGACCCUCUCUCUGUACACCCCCCCUGACACCCUCAGCAUCUCAGGUUUCCAUCUUGAAAGUUCUACACCGAGUCCCUAUUACCCCCGUCCUGACAGCGCUCUGGACUCGUGCUGGUGAAUGGGGUGAGGGACGGACACCCUGUGCACGCCGCAUUGUCUUUUAUUGCUGCGUACCGUGGGAAGCCGGCGCAUGCACACGGCGCCGCUGCCGGGAGCGGAGCGGCGGCUGCGAUCUCAGUUCCAGACGAGGGCGAUGUUGCGCGGGCACCGGUGCUGUCGCGAUACGAUCGUUCACGAUACCAAACUUCAUGACAUGACGAUUACAAUAAAAACAAUUUAGAACGUACGCAUUUCACAAAGUCAAAUCUCCAGUCGGGACCGAGAGGUGCGCAGCCAGGCUCGGGUUCCUCGUACGCCAGAGGAAACGGAGGACCCCAUCCUUCAUGCGUCUCUGAAUAGUGGCGCAGGACGAGACGCUGGCGCAGCACGAGACGCUGGCGCAUGCGCGCAGUGGGGUGCCAGGACAGGGUCGUGGCUUGGGGGACGGCCAGCGAGCGGAGGCCACCGUGGCAGGCGGUUGACCUGAGGCCUGUGUUUCCCAUAGCUCUGUAAUGAUUACUAUGCUCAUGUACCCAGGAAUGCCUUGGGAGGAGGGUCCUGCCAUGUUGUUGAGUGGGGGCGACGUUGCUAUUUAAACCCAUUUGAAGUUCAUUUUUCAGCAAUGGGAUGUUUGUCCAAUACGAGUUACAUUCCAAGUGUUUUAGUUUGUAUUUCAGUAUUGUAUUGUUUGUGCUUUGAUGUACUUUAAGUAUCCACAGAUUACUUUAAGGUUCACUUCACAUAAUCCUGCCACGAGUCUUACAAUCAUUGCGACUUUACAACUGAUCUGGUGAGCAUACAACGCACGUGCUACCAGUUGCAACAAAAUAGUGAAUGAACGAUGAAACUAACCACAUAGCUGCCGUGCACUAACUUCAGGAGUUGAUUUGGAAAGCACUAAUUUAAUGGGUAACACCUAUCACGAUGUUACAAAAAUAUAUAAUCAGGAUAAUAUUUAUUUUUAAAGGAAAUAGUGGUAUUCACAUUGGAAUGAGGAUGCAGUUAUCGUGGAUCUUAUAUCGUACGAUGUGUCAAAGUAUCGCCACAUGGAAACCCGAGCAAGUAAGCAUACUUGUGUGCACAAAGCUAUGCAGCCAGCAACAAGCGGCACUAUCGAAGUUGUAAUCGGUGAAGUUAGCAUGUUUCUUGAAUUGAGCAAGAUUAUUAUAAUGAUCAAGAGCUUCAGAAAGAGACGAUGGCAGGAAAUUCCAAAGUGGAGCAGCGCAAGGCAAGAAGCGGCGAGAGAAGCGUGACCGGCGGUGCGGGGAGCGAGUUGCUGUCGGUGGCAGUGGGGUGGGUAGGUGAGCACAGUGCGUAGGGGAUUCAACAGCUCGCUAACAGCACUUGCCCCAAGUCUGUUGAAGGUGACACGGGGUGGGAGGGGGGUCUUGUCUCAGUGGCAGCGGUUUGUUGUGAGCUCGGAUAUAAAGUAAAAUAACAUGGUUACAUUCGGUUAUAAUAUCGAUUUUUUUUUUGUCAGGUGAAAGACACUUCAUUUUUUUUGUUCCUGGGUAAUAAGUUUUAUUUCCUAAUUGCUUAUGCCUCAAAUGUACAGAAAAUGGCUAUUCCCACAAACUUUGCUUUUGUGCCUAGGACAGUGAUAUUUUGAAAUGUACCUAUUUUCCAGAACAUUCCAGACAGAUUCAGUGCUGAGUAAACUUGAAGUAACUUCUAGAACAUUCUAGAACGUUCCAGUAAUAUAAAUAGUAUAAAUACAGGGGCCUUAAGCCCACCAGUUCAGUUUAGUUCCAGCUGCCUAAGUGGAUACAUGUCUGCAUUUUUCUGAUAUGGUAUCGAGGGGCUGCAAGCAUCCGGCAGACGCUUUUGGCUGUCUACGGACAAUUUAUCAAGACAAGAAUGAGAAAGUGCUCUGUGGAAGCAUCUGCUAAGAUGUGCGAGGCCUCCAAUGCAUAUUUCGGCAUGCCUGUCGGGGAUCAAGACAAACCCUGGUCACCUCAUUUCACCUGCAAGCAAUGCAAAAAAACUCUGGCAAUUGUUGCUCAGAAUUUUGUUACAAAGUUAAUUUUUCAAAUUGUAAAAGUUUAAUUUUAAAAUGUUGUACAAUUUUCAAUUUAAUUGAAAAAAUAUAUGAAAAAUGUUGCAAGAAUCUCUUACACAUUAGCCAUGGGUGAAAUAAAUGUAUUUUUUGUAGGAUGGUAAAGAGGGGAAGAAAGCCAUCAGUUCGCUAUCCCAAUCAUUUGUCGGGAACCCACUGACCACUCAAGCAACUGCUACUUCUGCAUGGUGGACCCUUCCAAAUGUAGGACUGACAAGAAUGCACCUGCUAUCACUUAUCUGGGACCUUCCAUCCAUCGCCCCGGUGCCAAACUGCCAUGAGCUCCCAGUACCCACUCUGGAGAGAGAGCAGCCGUCUUUGGAAGAGAACAGCAAGUCAGAGAGCGAGGAAGACGUAGAUCCAGAUGACAAAUUCUGAGGUAGAGCUGAGGAGAGAAACCCAUACUACCCCAACCAAAAGACCUCAACAACUUGAUCAGAGAUAUUGGUCUCACCAAGUCCAAUGCCGAGCUUUUGACAUCUUGGCUCAAGCAGCGGAACUUGUUGGAUGAAAGUAUGCAAGUUGCAGAUCAGAGGAAGCGUCACCAACCUUUUUUGCAGCUUCUUCACCUGUCAAGAUGGGCUCUGCUUAUGCCACAAUGUGACCAGUCUGUUCGAGGCAAUCGGAAUCGCCUGCAACCUGAAUGAGUGGCGCCUCUUCAUGACAGCUCAUCCAGGAGCGUCAAAGCCGUGCUAUCUACGUGGCUUUACCGAAAGACCCAAAGAAUAUUAAUUCCUGCAGUCGCGAAAGCUUUAAUUCAAGAUUACAACAGCAUUAAGACCUUGCUGGACGCCUUGAAGGAGGAUUACAGCUGGGAGGUCAUCGGAGACUUCAAAAUGGUGGCAUUCCUGAUGGCUCUCCAAGGUGGUUUUACCAAAUUCCCUGCUAUGGGACGGCAGGGACACCAAGGCGCACUACCACAGGUGGGACUGGCCACAGUGGACCGAGUUCUCUGUGGGGAGGAACAAGGUCAAGUGGGAGCCACUGGUGGACCCCUGGAAGGUGCUGAUGCCACCAUUGCACAUCAAAUUGGGCCUUAUGAAACAAUUUGUCAGCUGUAGAUAAGGAGUCUGCAGCCUUAAAAUACCUGCAAGACUUCUUCUCUAAGCUGUCUGGGGCAAAGGUCAAAGCCUGUGUCUUCAUCGGACCACAGAUAAAGACGAUCCCAGGGUGCAAUGCAUUCCCCAAGAAGCUCACUAGUAAGGAGAAAGUGGCUUGGAACAGCUGUCGCAGUGGUUCGUGGCUUCCUGGGCAAUAGCAAGGUCGAAAACUAUGUGGAGCUGGUUGAGACUCUGGUGAAGAACUAUGGCAUAAUGGGCUGUAGGAUGUCCCUCAACGUCCAUAUCCUUCAUGCUCAUCUUGAUAAAUUCAAGGAGAACAUGGGAGGGUACUGGGAGGAGCAAGGCGAGCGCUUCCACCAGGAUAUACUGGACCUUGAACGCCGCUACCAAGGACAGUAGAACGAGAACAUGGGAGACUACAUUUGGGGGCUGAUUCGUGAAAGUGAUUUACAGUAUAAUCGUAAAUCUAAAAAAACUACUCACUUCUAAAUCCUUUGUACUCAUUUUUAUAUUACUUUAGUAUAAAUACAUGUUCAUUUUGAUUCAAGAUUUUUUAUGACUUCGUGAAUGAAAAGACAAAUUUGCCCGUUUUCUCAUUGAAAAAUAGGUAAAUUUCUUAAUAUCACUGUCCUGAUCAUAAAAGCAAAGUUUGUGGGGAAUAAUAGCCAAUUUCUAUACUUUUUAGACAUAAGCAAUUAGGAAAUAACACUUACUACCCAGGAACAAACAUUGUGUUACAUAGUGAAAUCAUUGGGGAGAAUUCCCACUUUCCUUUUUUACAUAAACAGAUAUACUAGCUUGCCUACCCGGCUUCGCCCGAGACUUGGAUUCUUGUUUUGGAUUAAUACACGGAGGGUGGGGGGUGACGUCAGCAGGCACACUGCGUGGCGCUGCCGCAUGCGGGUGACAUCACAGAUGUGACAUCACCGUUCACUUUCCGUGCAAAACAUAUCCAUUAAUACAAAAGUCUACUUUUAUACUUGUUGCAUUGUGUACAGUCAGGAAGCUACCCACAUGCCAAAUUUCAAGUGUGUUGCAUUUUGGGAAGUAUGCUAAACAUUUCGAACAGACACACACAUUCACAAAUUUCCAUUUUAUAUAUAAACAGUUCACCUAAACACAGCAGAGGAAUUAACAUUUUAUUGAAAAAUAAAGAUUAAAAAAAGUA
Messenger RNA from Lethenteron reissneri (Far Eastern brook lamprey), 7770 nucleotides. Its product is annotated as transforming growth factor beta regulator 1-like. Gene Ontology annotation, cellular component: nucleus. The record is from RefSeq and is a predicted model, not a curated record. Gene Ontology annotation, biological process: regulation of DNA-templated transcription; regulation of cell cycle. NCBI's taxonomy places the organism in Eukaryota, Metazoa, Chordata, Hyperoartia, Petromyzontiformes, Petromyzontidae.